GCUACUGUGCCGGUUGCGGCCGCCCGCCGCCGACCGCAGAGGCGCAGAUUACCACAGACAGAUUGAAAACAGAUAUCGGCAAGAUGCCGUUUAUGAGAGGCAAGGAGCCUGUGCGGCGAACAGUGAAAUAUUUAAUGGCUGGCAAAUUAAUUUUGAAGGAUAAGAUACAAAUAAUGUCCUUCAAUUACAACACACAUGGCGGACAUCACAAAGGCACUAGAGACUUCGUGUUUUGGCAUCUACCGCAACUACAAUAUAAAAAUCCAAACGUGCAAAUAAUUACCUUUAGGAACAUUACCCCAUCGCCAUUCAUAAAAUGUUACUACGAAGAUGGUAAGACGAUGCUAAUAGACGCAGACAGCAAAUCAAAGGACGAGAUACUUGAUCAUCUCGUGAGAGUAGUGGGAAAACCGUUGGACAUAAUAAAAAAGGAAACUGUAGCUCAAGAAAAGAAGGAUAAUCCAGCAAAUUUCGGAGUUGGUUGCGACAGGAGUUGUAUAUGUCAUAUCCCAGGACAAGUGCCAUGUCCCGGUAUAGUACCGUUGCCGAAUUACAUGCGUGGAAAGAAAAUAGUGGAAAAAUUACUGAAUCAAGACUAGACAAACUGUUAUUAAAAAUUCUUAUUAUACUUUGUAUUAUAAUUGUAUUACAUACACAUAUACGUAUGAAUGUAUAUCCUUGUCUAUAUCCAAAAGUAUGAACAAUGGAAGUAACAUGUACACUUUACAUCUUAUUCCAAAGCAUAUCACGUUUACUAUAAAAAAGAUUUCCAUAUAUUACGAAAAUACACGUACAUUGACGUACAUAUUGAGAGCGUUACAUCGCGGACGAUUUCAAACAGUCGUAGCUCUAAUGUUUCUUGUAUUCUUGGUGACAAUGAGGAACAUCGAGAGAAAUAUAUAUUGGAACUUUUACAGAUAAAUAGAAACAUAAAUGUUGCUCUAUGUCCUCUUGGUGAAUACAUAGUUUUACAAUACGAAAAUACAUAUAAAAUUUCUUUAUACACACAAAAUUUUA
This is a messenger RNA of Cyphomyrmex costatus, 1017 nucleotides long. RefSeq names its product mitochondrial ribosomal protein S25 (gene mRpS25). Gene Ontology annotation, molecular function: structural constituent of ribosome. The record is from RefSeq and is a predicted model, not a curated record. The coding region runs from base 84 to 599 and encodes 171 amino acids. Lineage: Eukaryota; Metazoa; Arthropoda; Insecta; Hymenoptera; Formicidae. Gene Ontology annotation, cellular component: mitochondrion. The transcript has 3 exons.